Messenger RNA from Urocitellus parryii (Arctic ground squirrel), 427 nucleotides. NCBI's taxonomy places the organism in Eukaryota, Metazoa, Chordata, Mammalia, Rodentia, Sciuridae. The record is from RefSeq and is a predicted model, not a curated record.
AUGUGGGAGAAGUCAGUUUUUGCCUUCCUGGAAGAGAUGUAUCGUCGMACAAUCCCRUCAGUUCGCUGCUAUUCCCAUGGGUCCCAUGAGACAGACGAGGAGUUUGAUGCUCGCUGGGUGACAUACUUCAAUAAACCAGAUAUAGAUGCCUGGGAAUUGCGUAAAGGAAUGAACACUCUUGUUGGCUAUGAUCUGGUUCCAGAACCCAAAAUCAUUGAUGCUGCUUUGCGAGCAUGCAGGCGGUUAAAUGAUUUUGCUAGUGCUGUUCGUAUCCUAGAGGUUGUUAAGGACAAAGCAGGACCUCAUAAGGAAAUCUACCCCUAUGUCAUCCAGGAACUUAGACCAACUUUAAAUGAACUGGGAAUCUCCACUCCAGAGGAACUGGGCCUUGACAAAGUGUAAAUCCCUAUGGGUAAGCGGCACACCA